AUGGCAGAUGCCCGUGCCCUAUUACGACAACAGCGCGCCGCACGCCGAAUAAACCACCCGCUCGCUGCAUAUCUAGACAAUGGCAAGCUCGUCUGUACCCUGUGCCAGGAGUACAUCAAGAUCGAGUCCCUUUGGGACACCCACCUACAUGGCGCGAGCCACCGGCAGCGGUUACAGCGCCAGCAGCAGCAAGCACAAGCUUCCACACGACCGAUUGAACCUCCCCGCGCGGGGUUUAUAGGCGACGUUGAAGGGGAGAGGGCAGCGCCCAGCGCAAAGAGGAAGCAUGAUGAGCCGGGACCCGUAGCGGAGAAUGGCGAAGACGCCAACGAUGAGCGCAGAAAACGCCCCAAGCCGGAUGACGCCACCACUCUCUCAGAACAACGGCGCCUACCCGGCAUGGGCUUUGGCCUCGAAGUCCAAAUCCCUUCACGCCCCGCCACACCAGGUGGCACAUCCUCCAAUACCGGCUCCGGCACACCAAUGUCCCUGACACCUAAAACCGCGCCCCUCGGACGCUCCCCCCUUGUUACCGAAGAAUCAGCCUCCCAACCAGAGCCCGCCCUCCCGAAUGGCCCCUCCCAUACCCAGCCAAACGGUCCCUCUUCCGAAGAACAAGUAGACGAAGCCCUCUGGUCAGCCUUCGAAGCCGACCUGCUGCAGCCGUCCGCCGUAAAAACACUCACCAACCCGGAGAUGAACCCGGACGCGGUAAUCUUAGCACCAGCGAUGACCGCAGAGGAGGUGGCCGCCAAAUCAGAAGAGGAAGAGCAGGCGCGGCGGAGGGCGCUGGUGGAUAUACAGCUGGAGGAUGAGAAAGAGGAGGCGACAAGGAAGUUGGAGGAGGAGUUUGAGGUUAUGGAGGAGCUAGAGGCGCGGGCAAGGAGGUUAAGAGAGCAAAGAGAGGCGUUGAGGGCGAGGGUGAUGAGCGCUGGUGGUAGGCAGGGGGUAGCAGCAGUUGAAAAGGGAGACAGGGGGGGAAAGGCGACCACCCUUGUGCAGGAAGAAGAGGAAGAUGAGGAUGAUGAUGAGGAUGAUGAUGAUGAUGAUGAUGAUGAUGAUGAUUGGGAUGGGUUCCGCUUCCGAGCUUGA
Messenger RNA from Thermochaetoides thermophila DSM 1495, 1092 nucleotides. RefSeq lists its product as uncharacterized. Gene Ontology annotation, cellular component: nucleus; spliceosomal complex. Gene Ontology annotation, molecular function: nucleic acid binding; zinc ion binding. The record is from RefSeq and is a predicted model, not a curated record. Gene Ontology annotation, biological process: mitotic DNA damage checkpoint signaling; nuclear DNA replication; mitotic DNA replication checkpoint signaling. The transcript has a single exon. Lineage: Eukaryota; Fungi; Ascomycota; Sordariomycetes; Sordariales; Chaetomiaceae. Bases 1 to 1092 code for a protein of 363 amino acids.